CUGACUAAAAAAAAAAAAAAAAAAAUUCAGAGAGAGAGAGAGAGAGAGAGAGAGAGAGCCGAAGGAAGAAGAUGCAUUCAGUUGGUUACCGCGCGAACGCGCUGGUGACGUUCGCGUUGACGAUUCUCGCGGUGAUGUGUGGAUUCGCCUCACUCUCUGACAACUUCAACGCUCCCAACCCCACUGCUGAUGUGCAGGUUUUGAAUAUAAAUUGGUUCCAAAAGCAACCUAAUGGAAAUGAUGAGGUCAGUCUGACGUUGAACAUAUCAGCAGAUCUGCAAUCCAUGUUCACCUGGAACACAAAACAGGUCUUUGUCUUUGUUGCUGCUGAAUAUGAGACUCCACAAAAUGCCUUGAAUCAGGUUUCACUUUGGGAUGGCAUCAUACCAUCAAAAGAGCAUGCAAAGUUUCGGAUACACACAACAAACAAGUAUCGCUUGAUUGAUCAGGGAAACAAUCUUCGAGGCAAGGAGUUCAACCUGACACUGCAUUGGCAUGUCAUGCCCAAGACUGGAAAAAUGUUUGCUGAUAAAAUUGUGAUGACUGGGUAUCACUUACCUGAGAACUACAGAUAGUGCUCGGUCCUCUCUUGCCGUGAUUUGUGCCCCUAAAUUAUAGAAUGCGCCAUGUAGAAUUAAACUGUAACAGAAACAAAAGGGUAAAGGUCAUUCAAGCUAAGGAGGUUGCGUUAAAUUUCAGAUUUUGUAUGGGAUGUUUCCCUUGAUAGAAUGAUUUUUGUUAUUCUCCUUGAUGUAAUGGUUUCUCUCUCGUCGUGGGAUUAUUUCUAAUGUGGUACUCGAUUUUUUGUUCUCGUCGA
Molecule: messenger RNA, 817 nt
Organism: Asparagus officinalis (garden asparagus)
Lineage: Eukaryota; Viridiplantae; Streptophyta; Magnoliopsida; Asparagales; Asparagaceae
Product: signal peptidase complex subunit 3B-like
Exons: 6
Coding region: 72-575 (167 amino acids)
Biological process (GO): protein targeting to ER
Cellular component (GO): membrane; signal peptidase complex
Source: RefSeq, a predicted model, not a curated record